AUGAUUGGCAGAGGAGAGUGGGGCGUGGCGGUGGGGUUUCCUUUGGCUGCGAUAAAGGCGGUGAACUCCAAGGCCGAGGUGGCGCGGGCCCAGGCUGCCUUGGCGGUCAAUAUAUGCGCUGCCCGAGGGCUGCAGGAUGUGCUGCGGACCAAUCUGGGCCCUAAGGGCACCCUGAAAAUGCUUGUUUCUGGUGCAGGUGACAUCAAACUCACCAAAGAUGGCAAUGUACUGCUCCAUGAAAUGCAAAUUCAACCCCCAACAUCUUCCUUGAUAGCAAAAGUAGCAACAGCUCAGGAUGACAUCACAGGGAAUGGUACUACUUCAACUGUUCUAAUUAUAGAGUUACUAAAACAAGCUGAUCUUUACAUUUCCGAGGGUCUGCACCCUAGGAUAAUAGCUGAAGGAUUUGAAGCUGCAAAGAUAAAAGCACUUGAAAUUUUGGAGGAAGUUAAAAUAAAAAAGGAGAUGAAAAGAGAAAUCCUCUUAGAUGUGGCUAGAAUUCUAUGAAAUAAAGUUCAUGCUGAACUGUCUGAUGUGUUAAUGGAGGCUGUGGUGGAUUCUGUUUAGGCUGUUAGAAGACCGGGUUACCCAAUUGAUCUCUUCAUGGUAGAAAUCAUGGAGAUGAAGCAUAAAUCAGAAACAGAUACAAAAGAGGUGAACUCUGGUUUUUUUUUUUUUUAUAAGACUGCAGAAGAAAAAGAGAAAUUGGUAAAAGCUGAAAGAAAAUUUAUUGAAGAUAGAGCACAAAAAAUAAAAGACCUGAAAGACAAAGUUUGUGCUCAGUCCAGUAAAGAAUUUGUUGUCAUUAAUCAAAAGGGAAUUGAUCCAUUUUCCUUAGAUGCUCUUGCAAAACAUGGAAUAAUAGCUCUUCACAGAGCAAAAAGAAGAAAUAUGGUAAGACUCUCUCUUGCUUGUGGUGGAUUGUCUGUGAAUUCUCCUGGAAAUCUCACUGUAGAUUCCUUGGGACAUGCUCGUCUUACAUAUGAGUAUACAUUGGGUGAAGAAAAAUUCACUUUUAUCGAGGACUGUGUUAACCCUCACUCUGUCACCAUGUUGGUUAGAGGACCAAAUAAGCAUACUCUCACAGAAAUCAAGGAUGCCAUAAGAGAUGGACUUUGUGCCAUCAAAAAUGCCAUUGAUGAUGGUUGUGUGGUUCCAGGGGCUGGUGCAGUUGAAAUAGCAAUAGCUGAAGCUCCUGUUAGGUACAAGCACAGUCUAAAAGGAAGAGCUCAUCUUGGAGCCCAGGCUUUUGCUGAUGCCUUACUCAUUAUUCCCAAGGUUCUUGCUCAGAAUUCUGGUUGACCUCAAGAAACACUAGUAAAAGUUCAAGGACAUUCAGAAUCAAAACAACUUGUUGGCAUAGAUUUGAAAGCAGGUGAGCCAAUGGUAGCCGCAGAUGCAGGAAUUUGGGAUAAUUAUUGUGUGAAAAAACAACUUCACUCUUACACUGUGAUUGCCACCAACAUUCUCCUGGUUGAUGAAAUUAUGCGAGCUGUGAUGUCUUCUCUGAAAGGGUGA
This is a messenger RNA of Galeopterus variegatus (Sunda flying lemur), 1518 nucleotides long. It is a transcript of the gene CCT6B, whose product is annotated as chaperonin containing TCP1, subunit 6B (zeta 2). The record is from RefSeq and is a predicted model, not a curated record. Gene Ontology annotation, biological process: protein folding. Gene Ontology annotation, molecular function: ATP hydrolysis activity; ATP-dependent protein folding chaperone; ATP binding. NCBI's taxonomy places the organism in Eukaryota, Metazoa, Chordata, Mammalia, Dermoptera, Cynocephalidae. Gene Ontology annotation, cellular component: chaperonin-containing T-complex.